Molecule: messenger RNA, 1976 nt
Organism: Brachypodium distachyon (stiff brome)
Lineage: Eukaryota; Viridiplantae; Streptophyta; Magnoliopsida; Poales; Poaceae
Product: malonyl-CoA:anthocyanidin 5-O-glucoside-6''-O-malonyltransferase
Exons: 1
Coding region: 308-1717 (469 amino acids)
Source: RefSeq, a predicted model, not a curated record
CACGAGCACCACGAGGCCUGCUUGCGGCAGGAAAACCCAUGACUGCACAUUACCACUAUCUCUUAGAUUAAUGCUUUAUUGAGGUGCGUGGCGCACUCUGAACCAAACAAGCCAUCGUUUUCGUAGGAGGUGUCAUCGUUUGUGCUUGUGGGUCUAUAACAUGAUGAUUUGAGGAAGGCCACGAAUCAUCCGCGCCAUGGAAAAAGAAAACAAGCGUCGGUUCUUGGCACCAAAACAGGAGUAGAUAGCAGCAGGCUUGCUGCUUGCAAGCUAGGAGUAGUGAGUCAGCAGCCACCGAUCAACAUCAAUGGCGCCGGCACCAUCAUCAUUCCAGCACGUGACAGUGCUAUCGCGAUGCGAGGUCUCGCCCUCGCCGCCGGCGCCGGGGCCGCGGGCGCUGCCGCUGACGUUCUUCGACCUCGUCUUCUGGGGCUUCCCGCCCGUGCAGCGCCUCUUCUUCUACGACGACCCGGCCGGCCUCGUGGACGUCCCGGGCUUCCUCGCCCACGACCUGCCCCUCUUCAGGGACUCCCUCGCCGCCGCGCUCCACCGCUUCUACCCGCUGGCCGGGAAGCUGCCCUGCGAGCUACCACCGGAAGGGCCGCCCGAGGUCGUGUGCUCAGACGGCGACUCCGUUCGGCUGACUGUGGCCGUUGCCGGGGAAGACGACGACUUCCGCGACCUCGCGGGCGACCACCCCCGCGACACCGCCAGGCUCCGGCCGCUGCUGCCGCCCCUGUUCGAGCACGGCGGGUGUCGGGACGUCUUCGCCGUGCAGCUCACCGUGUUCCCGCGCGCCGGCAUCUGCGUCGGCACCACGCUGCACCACGCCGUGGCCGACGGCUCCGGCUACGCGCACUUCAUCAGGACGUGGGCCGUCUUCCACCGCCUGGGCCCGAAGAAGAAGAAUGCGAUUGACGUGGCGCCGCCGCUGUUGGACCGCGGCGCGGUGCGCGACGACGGCGGGCGGCUGAGGGAGGCGUUCCUCCGCGACCACAGGGCGCUCGCGGCGGCCGGGGACACGCGGCUCGGCGACUGGGACCUCAGCGUCCAGGGGGCAGGCGGCGUGCAGCUCGCGACGUUCCGGUUCACGGGCGAGCUGCUCCGGAAGCUCGGGGGCCGCGUGGAGUCGGAGACCUCGGCGCGCGGGUGCUCCCCGUACGCGGUGGCCUGCGGCGCCGCGUGGGCCGGCAUCGCGCACGCCCGCGGCGGCAUCGGCGUCGGCAUCGGCAAGGAGCAGCAGUUCGGGUUCGUGACCGGGUGCAAGCCCCGCGCGAACCCGCCGGUACCGGCGAGCUACUUCGGCAACUGCCUGGGCCUCUGCCGCGUCCGCGUGGAAGAGCAGGAGGGCAAGGAGCUCACGGCGAGCGUGGCGUCGGCGGCGAUCUGGCGGGAGAUCGAGGGGCUGGCGGAGCCAGGGCGCGCGCUGCGGGGCGCGCGCGGGUGGGUGCGGUUGGUGCGGGAUAGCGCGGCGGCGCGGGCCGUGACGGUUGCCGGGUCGCCGAAGCUCGGGAUGUACGCGGCGGCGGACAUGGGAGGCGCGCCCUGGGGCCGGCCGCGGAAGGUGGAGAUCGCGUCCGUGGAGCGCACGGGCGCGCUGGCGCUGGCGGAGGACGGCGGCGGGAUCGAGGUCGGGGUGGCGCUGCCGCGAGCGGAGAUGGAGGCGUUCCAAUCCUUCUUCAGCGCCCUCGUCGCCUCCUGUGACUCCUCCUGCUGACGAUGGACCAGGCGACAGCGAGCGUAAAAAAGCGUGACGCGACCUUUCCUGGGUCUUUUCUGUCACUCGGGUGCUGCUCUGUCGGCUGUCGCCCGUGAGUAGUUCAUUUCUCAGUGUUUGCCUUCCAAGAACCCAUGAAUGCAAAGACAUUUCCAUUCUGUAUGCGUAAAUUGCGUACCAGUACUCCCAAAGGGCAAAGGCCCGAAUUGUACUACAGCACAAAUACGUCAAUAACCCAAUUUGCAGGCUUUGCACAUAA